Messenger RNA from Scomber japonicus (chub mackerel), 2175 nucleotides. It is a transcript of the gene b4galnt1b, whose product is annotated as beta-1,4-N-acetyl-galactosaminyl transferase 1b. Bases 299 to 1894 code for a protein of 531 amino acids. The record is from RefSeq and is a predicted model, not a curated record. Gene Ontology annotation, cellular component: Golgi membrane. Gene Ontology annotation, biological process: ganglioside biosynthetic process. The transcript has 10 exons. NCBI's taxonomy places the organism in Eukaryota, Metazoa, Chordata, Actinopteri, Scombriformes, Scombridae. Gene Ontology annotation, molecular function: hexosyltransferase activity.
CAGUGUGUCCUCGCCAAGCUGUGGGUGAAAGAAGGUGCAGUACCUCAGAGACUCUUGUACUUAAAAGACAAAUUUGGGAGAUUCCCACGAUCUGUCUUUCUCAGGCUGCUGAAUCACAUAAUAGGUCUGGCUGAAAUAUGCAUUUUUGCUGCAACUGUGGACUGAGGAUUUUGUCGUCUGUCUGUUAUUCUGGAGAUGUAUUACUGAUGAAUUGACCGCUAACUCUUUCAAUGUACAUAUCAGCAUGUGAUGAUUAUUCUGUAAACUCUCAUCGGCCUCAUCUGUCUCAGGUUUUAGGAUGCGCUCCCUGAGGAAGACGUUGUUGCUCGCCAUCCUGGUGUCUGUGGUGCUGGUACUGGCCCUCCUCCAUUCAUGGCCCACCCGGGGCUACACCACAGUGGAUGUAUGGCAGCGACCAGGGCCUAUAGUAGAGAGGCAUCUGGAGGAGAGGCUCCCAGAACCAGACCACCAAUUAAGCAACAUCCCCUUUCAUGUGAGGGACAAUGUGGCGAGCUUGUUGGCACGUAACGGAUGCUUAUGUGAGGGUGAGGGUGGAGGAGUGAACCUGCCCUUCGCCCAACUCUUAUUCCCGCGGGUGUCAGCUUACCCACUGCACACUGCCUUUGAGGCCUCUGAGCUGGAAGAGAUGAAGAGGAGACGGGCCAAGGAGUACAAGAGUUUUCAGAAGAGGUCACAGUCAUCUGCAGAUGUUCUCAUUAUUGCAGAGGCAAACAAUCCCUUACAGUAUCCAACACAGGGGGUGGAGGUACGACCCCUGAAAACAAUCAUCAUCCCAGGCUUGGCCUUACAAGACCUUCCCAGAGACCAUUAUUCAGUAAACAUCACUGCCACGCUGGGAACGCUGAAUGUGGCAGCAGAGGUAGAUGGGGUGAAAGUCAAAGGUGACGGUGAGAUGCACAUGUCGCUGUCCAGCAGCGUCCUGCUGAACCUGAACCGACAGCUGCAGUUUGUCACCUACACAAACACGCUGUUCCACCCCAGCACAGUGGACACAGUGCAGUUUGAGACAGAGGGGCAUCAAGCCGCCUUCAGUAUAAAGAUCCGUCAUGGUGUAACACCAAAACUGUACAACACAGGAUCCAAAGGAGACUACAAUGUCAGUGCCCUCGUUACUAUAGCUACCAAGACUUUCCUGCGUUAUGAUAAGCUUCAAGAUCUUAUCGACAGCGUGAGAAGAUACUAUCCCACUGUCACCAUAGUAAUUGCUGAUGACAGUGAAAAUCCCAAAACCAUCUCUGGGCCUUACAUCGAGCAUUACAUCAUGCCUUUUGGAAAGGGCUGGUUUGCUGGACGGAACCUGGCAGUUUCCCAGGUGACCACAAAGUACGUGCUGUGGGUGGAUGAUGACUUCAUUUUCACAGCCAACACCAAGCUGGAGAAGCUUGUGGAUGUUUUAGAGAGGACCACUCUGGAUCUGGUGGGUGGUGCAGUGCGGGAGGCCACAGGCUAUACUGCCACCUACAGACAGACUAUAUCCAUUGAGCCUGGUGAAGAGGAUGGUGACUGUUUACACAUGAGGAGAGGAUUUCAUCAUGUCAUCCAAGGCUUCCCCAACUGUGUUGUGACUGAUGGGGUCAUUAAUUUCUUCCUGGCUCGCACUGACAAAGUCCAGCAGGUCGGUUUUGACCCACGCCUCGCCAGAGUCGCUCACCUGGAGUUCUUCAUCGACGGCCUGGGAUCUCUCCAUGUGGGCUCCUGUGAUGAUGUCAUUGUCAACCACGCAACAAAAAUCAAACUCCCCUGGGUCAGCCAAUCAGAGAGCGACAAGAUUUACGCCAAAUUUCGUUACCCACCGGCCUCCUCUGAUGCCACACACACGAAAAAUGGCCUUCUGUUCUUCAAGAACAGAUUUCAGUGUUUGACUCGUAAUUAGCCCCCACUCACUUCGUUACCCUGAACGUUCCUCUGCUCUUCCUGAGUUGCCAAAGAAGUUCUCCUCCGCUGCGCCCCGUCAGAUAAGAUUUUAGACAAACUCUUUUGUUUGCCUUCCCUUGAACACCUUGACAGCGGUUUUCAGGCUUCACUGUAGUAAAAAAAAAAGUCAUUGUGCCAUUAGGGCACAUUUAGCAUGUUUAUUCUAUCAGUGCACUGCUCCACGGUGAGCUAAAAAGUCAAUAUCCAGAAGCCUGAUAUGAAAUUUCAGGCUCUCUUCUG